Molecule: messenger RNA, 1959 nt
Organism: Solea solea (common sole)
Lineage: Eukaryota; Metazoa; Chordata; Actinopteri; Pleuronectiformes; Soleidae
Gene: slc7a11
Product: solute carrier family 7 member 11
Exons: 12
Coding region: 167-1678 (503 amino acids)
Biological process (GO): amino acid transmembrane transport
Cellular component (GO): membrane
Molecular function (GO): L-amino acid transmembrane transporter activity
Source: RefSeq, a predicted model, not a curated record
AGAGGGGGGAAGAGAGAGAGCGAGAGGGAAAGAGAGAGAGAGAGAGAAAGAAAGGGGUAGGUCUUCCUUCCAAGUUUUUUUUGCCUUCACAAGCUACACAGUCUGAGUAAGUAAAGGUAACGGUCAGCUGUGCGUUUGUUAGGGUUAGGUUUUUGUUUUCCAAAAUAUGACCAAGAGGUGUGCAUCUUCUCAAAAUCAUACUAGUGUUACAGAUUAUGGACCAAAAAUGUCCCAAAAUGAGAGUCAAUCCAAUACUGAUGGGAAAGUGCAGGAUGAAGACAAAAAGAAGGUUGGACUUGGGAAGAAAGUUUCUUUGCUCCGAGGGAUGUCCAUCAUCAUUGGAACCAUUAUAGGUGCUGGAAUCUUCAUUUCUCCAAAGGGCAUCCUCAUGCACUCCGGCAGUAUAGGAAUGUCUCUAAUCGUUUGGAUUGGAUGUGGUGUGGUGUCUCUCUUUGGAGCCCUGUCCUAUGCUGAGCUGGGGACAUGUAUUAAGAAGUCUGGUGGACAUUACACAUAUAUAAUGGAAAUCUAUGGACCUCAGAUGGCUUUCCUAAGGCUGUGGGUUGAUCUCAUUGCAAUACGACCGGCUGGGAUGGCAGUCAUUUCUCUGGCCUUUGGACAGUACAUCCUGGAGCCUCUGUUCAUGCCCUGUCCUAUUCCUCCUGUAGCUGUCAAACUGGCUACUGCCAUCGGCUUAACUACUGUCAUGUCCCUGAACAGCACGAGUGUGACCUGGUCAGCCAGGAUUCAAAUCUUCCUUACCAUCAGCAAGCUGCUCGCCAUUGCCAUCAUCAUAGUACCUGGGCUGUACCAGCUCUUUAGAGGGAAUACCAGAAACUUUGACAAUGCCUUUGAGUUCAGUAAUAUGAAGCUGCAUGGUAUGCCACUGGCAUUCUACUCUGGGAUGUAUGCAUAUGCUGGAUGGUUCUAUCUGAAUUUUGUGACAGAGGAACUAGAAAAACCUGAGAGGACUUUGCCAUUAGCUAUAUGUUUGUCCAUGGCGAUUGUGACCUGCUGUUAUGUGCUCACCAAUGUGGCAUAUUACACAGUGAUGUCAGCAGAAGAGAUCCUGACCACGGAUGCUGUUGCUGUGGUGUUUGCAGAGAAGUUGAUGGGGAAGUUUUCCAUGGCUGUUCCUGUGUUUGUGGCCUUGUCUUGCUUUGGCUCCAUGAAUGGCUGCAUAUUUGCCUUGUCAAGAAUGUUCCUCGUGGCAUCGCGGGAAGGACAACUGCCUGAGGUUUUGUCAAUGAUCCAUGUCCGCAGAAACACUCCCCUGCCUGCUGUUUUCAUACUGUACCCUAUGACCAUGUUCCAGCUGUUUGUGGGAGACAUCUACAGCCUGCUGAACUUUAUGAGCUUCCUGCGAUGGCUCUUCAUUGGUGUGGUGGUGCUGGGUUUAAUCUACCUCCGAUACAAGAAACCAAACCUGCCCCGCCCCUUUAAGGUCCCGCUCUUCAUUCCAGUGGUAUUCUGCCUGGCAAGUUUCUUCAUGGUCUUUCUGUCUCUGUACUCGGACCCUGUUAAUACAGGGAUUGGAUUUGCCAUUUCCCUCACUGGCAUCCCAGCAUACUUCAUCUUCAUCUACUUCAAUGACAGACCAAAGUGGCUUCAGAGGUCUUUAGAUUCCUUCAACAGAUCACUACAAGUCAUCCUGGAGGUUGUCCCUGCUGAGCAGUAACAACACUCAAACACUGUAUGAAUAGUUUGGGACUAAGAAUCAAUUCUGUCAUUUCUGAAUGUGAUUUUAUUGAUAAUGCAAUUUAUUAACAGUAUCCAGAAAUAGAUGUAAAGGAAAGUACAACAUAUAUUUAGUGUCCAAAUCUUUUUUCAAACUGGGAUUAUUUUGUAACACAAUCUGAUGACCAUGUUCUUCUCGAUAACCCAUAUUUACUGUAUUCAAUGCACAUGACACACAAAGUGUCUGAUCUUAAGGAGUUUGAUUAAAUGUUAUGAGACUGA